UUCAGUGCUUUCAGGAAAGCCGCUGUAAGUGGGUUUGUUUUUAAUAAUAAUAAUACAAAAAUAUAAGCAUUUUAGUCGUUAGGUGUUUUAUUGUUAAACGUGCUAGUUAAAAUGUUGUUGGAGGAGGUGAAAAGGUUGAAAGUAACCGAGCUGCGGACUGAGCUAAAGGAGAGGGGGCUCGACCCCAGAGGACUGAAGGCUGAGCUGGUGGCUCGACUUAUUUCUGCCAUCGAGAGAACCGAAUCUGAUCAACUUGAGGAAUUAAACUCGUUAAACACGAAAGCUGUGUCAGCUACAGAAGAACAGGACACAGAACUAAAUCAACUAACAUGUCUGGCUGCUUCACUACCGACUGGUGAUAAUGUUACAGCACCAACAACAACAACUGCAGCAGAGGACCAUCAUUCACCGGUUAAGAAACACACAGGAUCAGUCCAGAUUCCGACCAUCAGCCAAUCCCAUGUGGAUCAGAGUACACAGACAGAAAGUGACCUCAGUGUCACUGUGUCCCAUCCACCCUGCUCCUGCUCCAGAAGAGAAGUGGAAACACACCAGUUUACAACCCAAAGUCUUCCUAGUAGUGUUAGCACUAGCACUGAUGUUCAUGUCCAGUCUGCCCAGUGUGCCCAGUCUGCAAGUCCUACACCAGUGCCCACCCUCCCAGUGUCCGAGCCUGAACCUUCAUCCCAUAUAAACGACCAGUCAAUGCCAUCUACAAUGAAAGAGAUGGAAACUGAAAAUCAGGACAAACACAGGGAGCUGAGGAGACCUCUGGGUGAGAGGGGCAGAGAUUAUUAUGAGUUUAAAGAGGAGAUUCAGUAUAAAAGAGCCAAAACCCCAGAGCCUGGUCCAGUAAGUGAAGAUGAAAUGGACAUUGAUGAAGACAUGAUUCGGUUGGAUCCUUAUAACAGUGACAUGCAUUUUGAAGUAGGUUCAAAUGGUAGCAGUGGUCAGCCUUUGCUCUGGGAGAAGUUUCCUCUGCUUCGUUCAGGAUGUAGACUGACCCAUGGCUUUACUCAGGGGAAAGUAGGAUUCGAAGUCAAGUUUGUCAAGAGAUUGUCUUUAACCCCAGUUGAUGGCAACUCCAUUGUUGACCCUGAGCCACACGUCCUCAGAGUGGGCUGGUCUGUGGAUGGUUCCAGCUUUCAGCUAGGAGAGGACAAGCUGUCGUUUGGUUUUGAUGUAGCAGGUAGAGCAGUGACCAAUAGAAAAAUGGAAGAAUUUGGCGAACCCUUCUCAGAGGGUGAUGUCAUUGGCUGCUAUGCGUUUAUCAGUGAAGCUGGACAAGCAGAACUCUCGUUUUCUAAAAAUGGGCACCACCUUGGGGUGGCAUUUCACCUUGAUGACUACAUGCUGGCAGGCCGUGCACUCUACCCACACGUGCUGUGUAAAAACUGCUCUGUUUCAUUAAAUCUGGACCCAGGGGGUACAGCAUGGCACCCUGGUCCUUCUGGGUACUGCCCUUUUCCAGCGCUUCCAUCCACACAGCUGACACGGGCAUCCCUGUCUCCUUCUCAUAGGAAGGACUGUGAGAUGCUGAUGAUGGUUGGCAUGCCAGGUUCUGGAAAGAGUCACUGGACUCAAAGCCACAUGGCCACAAAUCCAGAAAAGCAUUACAAUGUGCUAAGCACAGACUCUGUCCUUCACUGCAUGAACCUGCAGCUGCCAAACCCAGAGCACAAGGAGCUACUCCUACAGCAGGCCACUCAGUGUCUCACACACAUCAUCAAAAUAGCAGCAACCAAACGACGAAACUUCAUCCUAGACCAGGCAAACAUUUACCCAUCUGCAAGAAGGCACAAGCUGCUGCGUUUCGCUGGGUAUCAGAGGAGGGCGAUCGUAGUCGUCCCCUCGGACAAAGAGUGGAAGAGGCGUCUUCAGCAGCAAGAGCAGAAUGAGGGAGCAGUGCCUGAAAUGUCACUGCUGAAGAGCAAAGCGAGUUUUACCCUCCCAGAGCAGGGGGAUCUCCUGGAGGAGGUGCUGUUUGUGGAGCUCUGCCGAGAAGAAGCACAGUCGCUUCUCAAAAACUAUAAAGAAGAGGCCGGACGUGUCCUCCCAGCACCUUCGAAACGCAAAAAGCUCCACAACAAACCUAACAAAGCCCAGAAUCCACAUGGAUGGACCAUGAACCGUAAUGUUUAUGCUCAGCAGUCACAGUGGGGGCGGCAAAAACCAUAUGGACGACCUCUUUCUGCAUUCCCUCAAUCUUACGGCUAUAACAGCGAUCCACAACAGUACAGAGAUUACUAUCAGCCAUGCACUACGCAGUGGAACGCAUACGACCAAAACCAGAGCUACUACAGCAACCAGAACUAUUACUUUGGCAAUCAAGCUUCUUGGUAGAUUUCUACACGUCUUCAUAGAAAUUAUUAUUCCUUUUAAGUUCUUUUGGAUUUUAUUUUAAAUGUGGAGCUUUUGUGCAGUGUUAUAUAGCAGUACUGCUUUAAUGCAGAUUAUUUUAAUUAUACAGCAUAUGUUUUUAAUACUACACUUUCACUUAGUGCAGCAUAAAAUGUAUAUUUCUGGCUUUUAGCAGACGCUUUUAUUCAAAGCAACUUGGAGUUAUGACUGACUGGCAUGCAAGCAACUGAGUGCCUUGCUUAAGAGCUAGGGGCCAAACAGUGGCAACUUGGCAAUAGUAGGGAUAAAACAGGAAACCUUCUGAUUUCUGAUUUAGAUUUGGAGACUGAGAAGGUCUCACAUGGUACAGUUAAAAGACGUGUGAUGAAUGUAAACCUGAGAAAUCGAAUAUAAGCACCAAAUUAAAAACUAGCUAUUGUGGUUGCAGUGUGAAUGUAGCCUAGAUGCAGGAUGUAAGAAUUGGAUUUAAUCCCAAGCAAUUUGGAGUUAUGACUGAAUGCCAUGCAAGCAGCUGAACGCCUUGCUUAAGGGUUAGGGGCCAAACGGUGGCAACUUGGCGAUAGUAGGGAUAGAACAGGCAACCUUCUGAUUUGUCCAAUAUCUUAACCAGAGCUACCACUGCCAGAUUUUUCAUUAUUUGUUUACAGUAUUCAACAAAUUAUUUUAAUUCAUUUUAAACAGAAAUGCUAAACCUGUAAUACUGCUCAAACCAUUUGUAAUUACUAUUUCUAACAGUAAGCAAAUUGAAGUUUCUGGUACAUACACAUUUUAA
This is a messenger RNA of Trichomycterus rosablanca, 3133 nucleotides long. Its product is annotated as heterogeneous nuclear ribonucleoprotein U-like protein 2. Gene Ontology annotation, molecular function: RNA binding; protein binding. The transcript is spliced from 13 exons. The coding region runs from base 112 to 2343 and encodes 743 amino acids. Gene Ontology annotation, cellular component: nucleoplasm; membrane. The record is from RefSeq and is a predicted model, not a curated record. Lineage: Eukaryota; Metazoa; Chordata; Actinopteri; Siluriformes; Trichomycteridae.